Messenger RNA from Amaranthus tricolor (Joseph's coat), 2210 nucleotides. RefSeq names its product triosephosphate isomerase, cytosolic. NCBI's taxonomy places the organism in Eukaryota, Viridiplantae, Streptophyta, Magnoliopsida, Caryophyllales, Amaranthaceae. Gene Ontology annotation, molecular function: triose-phosphate isomerase activity. Gene Ontology annotation, biological process: glyceraldehyde-3-phosphate biosynthetic process; glycolytic process; gluconeogenesis. Bases 1242 to 2012 code for a protein of 256 amino acids. Gene Ontology annotation, cellular component: cytosol. The record is from RefSeq and is a predicted model, not a curated record. The transcript is spliced from 9 exons.
UCAAUAAUCAUCGAUGAAUAACACAACAUUCUUCUUCUUUCAUCAAGUAUUAUCAUUUUCCUAAUUCUCUAAUCUGUAUAAUGGUAUUAGAGCAGGUAUAGAUACUUGAUUUUUUUUUUUCUCAUCCGCCAUUUUUUCCUUACAUCAACAACCUGUAUCUUUCUUGGUUCUUCUUCUCUUCUUCUUUUCAUUCACUCUUUCUGUGUUCUUCCCAUCAAGCAACAUGGCACAACAACAUGAUACAUGACAAAACAACACAAUUAGUGACCCCACCGAAAACCCAAGUAGUGUCUGUUAUUUGCAUCCUUCAGACUCGGCUAGCUCGAAACCGGUGUCUAUACUCUUUGAUGGAACAUGUUAUAGUGAUUGGAAGAGGUUGAUGAUGUUCAUAAGUCUCGACGCAAAAAAUAAAAUUUCUUUCAUCGAUGGUAGUCUCCCUAAACCCGCUGAAGGAUCCAGUGAUGAAAGAGCAUGGCACAGGUGCAAUAAUAUGGUCACCGGUUGGAUUAUUGCAUCCUUAGAAAGACACAUUGCCAAGAGCAUCAUGUAUUUUAAAACAGCUUUUGACGUUUGGAAUGAUCUUGAGACAAGAUUUGGGAACCCCUCGUCUUCUUAGAUUUAUAGAUUACAAGAACAACUUAUUAAUGUUUUUCAAGAACCCAACAUGAGUGUUGCUGAAUACUUCACUAGAGCGAAAUCUUUAUGGGAUGAAAUUGAUGAUCUUCGCCCUUUACCUGUUUGUACUUGUAAUCCAACCGCUAAUUUUUAAAACUUCAACAAGAUCAAAGAAUCAUGAUGUUCUUAAUGAAAUUAGACCCCCAAUUUAAUCAAGUCUGAUCUAGUCUCUUAAUGCAUAAAGACCUACCUAAUAUUGCUGAAGUCUACCGUAUGUUAUUACAGGAAGAGUCAUAAAGAUCUUAGUAAACCACACACUUCAGUUGAACCCAUGACAUUUUCCACGGAUAAACGGAAACUGUCUCACAUCCACAAGAACAAUAAUACUGGCAAAAAGCUGACCUACUUUUGUGAACACUGCAAAAUUGCAGGCCACAGUAUUAGUCGAUGUUUCAAGUUACACGGGUACGGGGUACCCCAAUCGCAACAAAUACCCUCCAAACAAGAAAUAUGCAACAGCUAUACACCAUGAUAAGAUCAUUCAAACUGUGCACCUGAUGGUACUCCCUUAGGAUUAACUUCUAAUCAGUACACCAAUUUGCUAUCUCUUCUUGACAAAACCGAUCAUGUUGCUACUGAUUCUUCUCCACCAGACAGCUUUGCCAACCUUUCAGAAUGGAACUACUGCUGAGGUGAAGAAGAUAGUAGAAACUCUCAAUGCUGGAGCAGUUCCAUCAACUGAUGUUGUGGAGGUCGUGGUCAGCCCUCCAUAUGUUUUCCUACCCAUCGUGAAAAGUUCCUUGAGGCCUGAAUUUCAAGUUGCUGCCCAAAAUUGUUGGGUUAAGAAAGGAGGUGCAUACACCGGUGAGGUUAGUGCGGAGAUGCUUGCUGAUCUGGACAUUCCAUGGGUCAUCCUAGGUCACUCGGAAAGAAGGGCUUUGCUGAAAGAGGAUAAUGAGUUUGUUGGGGACAAGGUUGCAUAUGCUCUCUCGAAGGGUCUGAAGGUCAUAGCUUGUGUUGGGGAGACCCUUGAACAACGGGAAGCUGGUACCACAAUGGAAGUUGUUGCUGCUCAAACAAAAGCAAUUGCAGACCGAGUAAGUGAUUGGACAAAUGUUGUUAUUGCUUAUGAACCUGUUUGGGCUAUUGGAACUGGGAAAGUUGCAACUCCAGAUCAGGCACAGGAGGUUCACUCUGAAUUGAGGAAGUGGCUCGAGGCUAAUGUCAGUCCUGCAGUAGCUUCCAGCACAAGAAUUAUUUAUGGAGGUUCUGUUAAUGGCGCUAACUGUAAGGAGCUUGCUGCUAAGCCUGAUGUUGAUGGCUUUUUAGUUGGAGGUGCCUCUCUAAAGCCGGAAUUCAUUGACAUCAUCAACUCUGCCACUGUCAAGAGCGCCUAAACUCAGGAACAAUAUAUUAAGAAGCGUUUGCUAGGAGCUAUUUUGUAAGAGAAUAAGCUAGAUUCUGAAUCUGUUUACCUUUGCGUACCGAUAGUUUUUUGGCUAUCCUGUUGUAAAAAUAAUUUGAGUUGAUGUUAACUUCUCAUUAUUUUCUGUAUGACGCUUUACCGAGUAAUCUCAUCUGCUAGGAUUUUCAGA